Saprolegnia diclina VS20 is the source of this 450-nucleotide messenger RNA. RefSeq lists its product as hypothetical. The transcript is spliced from 2 exons. The coding region runs from base 1 to 450 and encodes 149 amino acids. The record is from RefSeq and is a predicted model, not a curated record. Lineage: Eukaryota; Oomycota; Saprolegniomycetes; Saprolegniales; Saprolegniaceae.
AUGCGCGACCGGAUGGACCACCGUAGCGCAGCGCAGAAAAUGAAGAGUCCGAAGGUGCGCAACCACGCUCACAAGGUCUUGGUGACCGAGCCCGGUCCCGUCAGCACAGCGUAUCGAUACGUGACGCGGUCGGCAGCGCCGGUCGACACGGCGCAGCUUCCGUGCAUUUUCGACGUGAUGAACGCCGUCCACAACGACUACGACGCGUUCCAGUACCUCAACCUCAACGCGGUCGGACAGCUCUUCCGUGACGCGUGGAACGAGCUGAUCCAAACCGUUGGCUGUACAGGCUACGCGCUCGAGGACGGUGACUCGUCACGCGAGAUGCCCAUCCUUCAGUCGCUCCUCGGGCUCUGCGACAGCGACUCGAACGACCCUCGCGUCACGAUCGUGGCUUUGGCGUUGAUGCGCGUCGCCAAGCGCAUGCACGAAGCGUACGUCAUGCCAUAG